AUGGCUCAAAUGAAGUAUUCUUUUCUCGUUUAUUUCCCCAGACCUGUUUUUACAUGUGGCGGGGUUCUCACUGGAGAGUCUGGAUUUCUCGGCAGCGAAGGUUUUCCUGGAGUGUACCCUCCAAAUAGCAAAUGCACUUGGAAAAUCACAGUCCCCGAGGGAAAAGUGGUGGUUCUCAACUUCCGGUUCAUAGACCUCGAGAGUGACAACCUGUGCCGCUAUGACUUUGUGGACGUGUACAAUGGCCACGCCAAUGGCCAGCGCAUCGGGCGCUUCUGCGGCACCUUCCGCCCGGGAGCCCUCGUGUCCAGUGGCAACAAGAUGAUGGUACAGAUGAUUUCUGAUGCCAACACAGCUGGAAAUGGCUUCAUGGCCAUGUUCUCUGCUGCUCAACCCAACGAAAGAGGAGACCUGUAUUGUGGAGGGCGCCUUGAAAAACCUUCUGGUUCUUUUAAAACCCCCAACUGGCCAGACCGGGAUUACCCUGCAGGGGUCACCUGUGUGUGGCACAUCCUGGCCCCCAAGAACAAGCUUAUCGAGUUAAAGUUUGAGAAGUUUGACCUGGAGCGUGAUAACUAUUGCCGAUACGAUUAUGUGGCUGUGUUUAAUGGCGGAGAAGUCAAUGAUGCUAACAGAAUUGGGAAGUUCUGUGGGGACAGUCCACCUGCGCCAAUUGUAUCUGAGAAAAAUGAACUUCUCAUUCAGUUUUUAUCAGACUUAAGUUUAACAGCAGACGGGUUCAUUGGUCACUACAAAUUCAGGCCAAAAAAGCUGCCCACCACUCCAGCCCCGCCUGCUACCACAGCGUACCCUGUCACUGUGGGUUUAAAACCCACCGUAGCCCUGUGUCAACAAAAGUGUAGACGGUCGGGGACUCUGGAGAGCAAUUAUUGUUCAAGCAACUUUGUAUUAACUGGCACUGUGAUCACGACCGUCACUCGGGGCGCAAGCCUCCAUGCCACAGUCUCCAUCAUUAACAUCUAUAAAGAGGGGAAUCUGCCAAUCCAGCAGGCUGGCAAGAACAUGAGUGCCAAGGUCGUUGUGGUCUGCAAGCAGUGCCCUCUCCUCAGAAGAGGUCUAAAUUAUAUUAUUAUGGGCCAAGUAGGUGAAGAUGGACAGGGCAAAGUGAUGCCCAACAGCUUUAUCAUGAUGUUCAAGACCAAGAAUCAGAAGGUUCUGACCGCCUUAGAAAACAAGCGAUGUUAACAGAGAACGUGUCCACUUAAGCGCAGUCUGUUGCUGUCACUGAAAGAUCUGCUCUCCCUAAGUAGAAAAAAAAUCGCAUAGGAUUUAAUCAGAAGCUUCCUGAAAGGUUGGACUGAUUUUCCUGUCAUGUCAUGUAGGUGAUGUGAGUCCUUGAUAGGGCUGGUGGCCGUCCAGAGUCUGUACUGAGAAAAGUGUAUCUGCACACCUGCCGACGAGGGUGCUGGCAGGAAAGGAACGGUGCCAAGCGCUGGCUCCUGGGAAGCCGCUUAUUUAUAAAUCUGUCAGAGGAUAUUUUUGAAUCGAGUUGUGUGAGGAGAUUAAAAAAGAGGUUUUAUAAGUGCAUUAUUUAUAGUGAUUAUUUGUCUUUCCUUUAGGCAUUUCUGAGGUAUUGCUUUCUUCUCUUGCAUUUUUUAAAAGUAAU
Messenger RNA from Dipodomys ordii (Ord's kangaroo rat), 1627 nucleotides. RefSeq names its product procollagen C-endopeptidase enhancer 2 (gene Pcolce2). The transcript is spliced from 8 exons. Bases 1 to 1206 code for a protein of 401 amino acids. Gene Ontology annotation, molecular function: protein binding. The record is from RefSeq and is a predicted model, not a curated record. Lineage: Eukaryota; Metazoa; Chordata; Mammalia; Rodentia; Heteromyidae.